Exserohilum turcica Et28A is the source of this 1173-nucleotide messenger RNA. RefSeq lists its product as uncharacterized. The transcript has 4 exons. Gene Ontology annotation, biological process: nucleosome disassembly; nucleosome assembly; DNA replication-dependent chromatin assembly. Gene Ontology annotation, cellular component: nucleus. NCBI's taxonomy places the organism in Eukaryota, Fungi, Ascomycota, Dothideomycetes, Pleosporales, Pleosporaceae. The coding region runs from base 75 to 938 and encodes 287 amino acids. The record is from RefSeq and is a predicted model, not a curated record. Gene Ontology annotation, molecular function: histone binding.
GCCCUCCAAUUCCACCGCCCUCCCCCAUCCAUUCUCCUCUCGCCCCUCCCCGUCCACCCCGUACAGCCUCAAUCAUGUCUGUCGUGUCGCUUCUCGGCGUCGAGGUUAAGAACAACCCCGCGCGCUUUGACGAGCCCUACGAGUUUGAAAUCACAUUCGAGUGCCUCGAGCAGCUGCAAAAGGACCUCGAGUGGAAAUUGACCUAUGUCGGCUCCGCGACCUCCAACGAGUAUGACCAGGAGCUAGACUCAGUUCUCGUCGGGCCCCUCCCAGUUGGCGUCAACAAGUUCCAGUUCCGCGCCGACCCUCCGGACCUAUCGCGCAUCCCAAACAGCGAAAUCAUUGGCGUCACAGUCAUCCUGCUCAGCUGCAGCUACGAUGAGCGCGAGUUUGUCCGCGUCGGCUACUACGUGAACAACGAGUACACAGAUGAGGCGCUCGCCCUGGACCCGCCCACCAAGCCCGUCAUUGAGAAGGUGCAGAGGCAGAUUCUUGCAGAGAAGCCUCGCGUUACCCGCUUUGCCAUCAAGUGGGACUCUGAAGAGUCUGCACCGCCCGAGUUUCCCCCCGAGCAGCCAGAGGCCGACCUCACGGCCGACGGAGACCAGUACGGCAUCGAGGAAGAGGAAGAAGAAGACAUCGAAGGCGAGGGCGCCGCCGCAGAGGGAGACGAUGCCGCCAUGGCAGGUGGCGAGGACACGGCCGGCCCCGCUAACGACGACGACGCCGAGUCCGAGGCUGGCAGCGAGGAGAUUGACAUUGAAGAUUCAGAAGACGACGAAGAGGAGGAGGGCGAAGAGGGCGGAGACGACGACAUGGACAUGGACGAUGCUGAGCCAAGCGCUGCCAGCGGCGACAAGCCGGCCGCGCAACAACAGCCCGGGGGCGCCGCACAACAGCAACAGCAACAGCAUGGCGCAGAUGUCAUGGUACACUAAGCGGGGCAUCGACGUCUCGCAGCCGGCUGAUUAUCUGGCCUUGUAUACCUGCCAUUUCGGAUGCUUUGCAACUGCUUGGUAGUCUUCAGGAUAGGUGCCUCUCCGACUUGCAGUAGCUACAGUUUGCAGCAAGUAGUUCUUCCCUUUGCCACGAAAUUUCAACGCACGAUUCCCACGGUCAGCAUCGUGUCCCCAUGUUGGUGUGUGUGACGAUGAUGCGGCCGCCCGAGCGUCU